AUGGGCGAUAUAAAGGACGAGGGAUACGUCACGAAGAUGUCGCCCCCGCUGAAUUUCGCUCUUUACAGUAGCCUUCUUCUUAAUAUUGUCAGCAGCGUUGGGGUGAUCAUCAUUAAUAAGCGUCUGGUGUUCAUAGAAGCCAACUUCCGAUUCGGUACUCUUCUCACAGUCAUUCACUUCGUUGUAUCGUUUCUCGGAUGUCUUCUUUUCGCGAGACUGGGCUGUUUCAGCAUCAAGUCCCUCAGUAUUCCGAAGGUGCUGCCUAUCAGCAUGGCGUUCUGUGGUUACGUGGUGUUCAACAACAUGUCUCUGCUCACCAACUCGGUAAGCGUGUACCAAACCUCAAAGAUUAUCUGCACACCUCUCAUUGUGUGGAUCGAACAUGUUUAUUACCACAAGCGCGAGGAUGUCUGGACGCUGAUCUCUCUGGCACCAAUAUGUUUUGGCGUUGCUUUCACGGUAUAUUCAGAUACGAACUUGAAUCCUAUGGGGACUCUCUGGGCAUUUUUGGCAAUUAUUUCGAACUCGCUCUAUACAAUCUGGGGAAAAACAAAACAGACAGAACUGGGGGUGUCGCCAAUGCAGCUUUUGACUUAUCAGGCCCCGCUUAGCGCCCUUAUACUAUUGUUUGCGCUUCCUAUUGAUGGAAUUGGGAACCUCAUGGCGUACAAGGUGACCUUUACGACAGUCUGGACAAUUGCACUUUCUUGUAUCUUUGCGUUUGGUGUCAACUUCUCAUUCUUUCUCUUUGUUGGUCAAACUUCACCACUUUCAAUGAACGUUGUGGGCUACUUGAAGACUGCACUGGUCUUCGUUGGUGGUUUCGUGUUUCUUUCAUCGGAGGCGACCGCUAAGACAGUUGCUGGGGUGCUUCUGACCCUACUUGGUCUGGCGUUUUACACUCAAUCGAAGAUGCGGGUCGCAUCGAUCGAGGCAUCUUUGAAGGAGUCCGUCUGA
Molecule: messenger RNA, 957 nt
Organism: Trypanosoma grayi
Lineage: Eukaryota; Euglenozoa; Kinetoplastea; Trypanosomatida; Trypanosomatidae
Exons: 1
Coding region: 1-957 (318 amino acids)
Cellular component (GO): Golgi apparatus
Molecular function (GO): antiporter activity; nucleotide-sugar transmembrane transporter activity
Source: RefSeq, a predicted model, not a curated record